UUGUUGCAGACAAUAAUCAUUAUCAAUUUCAUGGCUUUAUUCGCUCCUGUUAGAGCCGGAGACGAUAUAUUUUCAUGCAACAGUGACUCUGAUUGUUCAUUGCACCAAUACUGCUAUCAAUUAUCGCAACAAUGUGUCAAUUACACCGUUUGCAAAAGGUACAACAGGUUGGAAGGUGAAAACAAGGCCAAAUCUGAAUCUCAGUGCGGGGAAUGCAUAUCUGGGUACAAAGCUGAAAUUUUGGCAACUGGUGUGCCUGAAGCUUUUUGUAAAAAAAUUAAUCCUGUUCCUGGAACCACUGAAACUCCAUUUAUAGACAACGAAACAUUUUCAAUAGGAAUUUACGUAGCUUCAGGAAUUAUAUUAUUAUUGUUGGCGGUAUCCAUUUUCGCUUUACUGGUUAAAAAACGAGCAUAUAUUCACGGUAAUAAAAAAUGGUUUAGACAAAUUGGAAGUUGGAAUUUUAAUCCUACUGCUCCGCCGCUAGAUAGUGGUGAAGUAUACUUGUCAACAAAAUACUACUCGGACGAUGACCCGCCAAUCUACUCCGCGGUGAUAAACAACAACAACAGCCCAACAGAUAAGAACCGGUUGGUUCGCGCAGUGCCUUAUCACCCUCCAAAUUGGGUUGACAGCAACCCAAAUUACGGGCACGAUGAUCCAGAUACUUCGGGGAACACUACAACGACAACAUCCACAUCUACAAACAUGUUUGCGUCGCUGCAAGUUGAAGAUGAAGACACCACCCCAAGUGUUUGGACGCCUGAAGAAAUAACAGUCCAAGUACCAGCACGCGCAUUCCAUCAAUUUGCAACGGAACAACGAGACAAUGUACUGAACACUGUGCUAGUACGCGGUGAUUGUUCAUCAAGCUCAGAAUCACCAGAAGAAACGGGACCAACACCUAGUGCGCAAAACAGCAAUUCGCGCACUAACAACGACACCUACCGCGGACCAAGCGUUCAGAUAAAUCAAAUGAUAACCCUAAACAUGCAAAUUGUUCAUUUAGUUUUCGAAAAUAUCAAAAAAAUUUUAAAUACAAAAAACAAAAAAUUUGCAACGGAACAACGAGACAAUGUACUGAACACUGUGCUAGUACGCGGUGAUUGUUCAUCAAGCUCAGAAUCACCAGAAGAAACGGGACCAACACCUAGUGCGCAAAACAGCAAUUCGCGCACUAACAACGACACCUACCGCGGACCAAGCGUUCAGAUAAAUCAAAUGAUAACCCUAAACAUGGAAGUUUACAAAAUCUGUAAAUGUUAA
Molecule: messenger RNA, 1266 nt
Organism: Cotesia congregata
Lineage: Eukaryota; Metazoa; Arthropoda; Insecta; Hymenoptera; Braconidae
Source: the annotation of a GenBank genome assembly